AUGAUGAUGAGAAUCAAUUUGCGGCUUCACACCCCAAUGUAUUUCUUCUUAAGCAACUUGUCCAUCAUUGACAUUGGCAUAAGUUCUUCAGUAGUACCUAAACUUGUCAUAAUUACAAUAACUCAAGAUAAAAGUAUUUCACGUCUUGAUUGUGCUUUGCAGAUUUUCUUCCAUUCUGCCCUAGUAACGACUGAGUGUAUUAUUCUGGCUGUUAUGGCCUAUGACAGAUACGUGGCCAUCUGUAAACCUCUGCACUAUAACACAAUUAUGAACAAAAGAUUCUGCAUUUCCAUGUCUACUGUUUGCUGGGCUGUGGGUUGUAUCAAUUGUGGCAUUCAUGUACCAUACACCUUACAACUGCCUUUUUGUAGGUCCCACCAUGUCAACCAUUUUUUCUGUGAAAUACCUGUGAUUUUAAGCAUGUCUUGCCAAGAUACCAGGCUUCAUGAGGUUUCAAUGUACAUCUCAGCUUGUACACUUGGCCUUAGUUCAUUCAUGUUGAUUGUUUUUUCAUAUAUUUAUAUAAUCACUACUAUUCUGAAUAUCCAUUGCACUGAAGGAAGACAUAAAGCUUUCUCUACAUGUGCAUCACAUCUCACAGUGGUCUCUCUGUACUAUGGGCCCCUGAUGUUCAUGUAUUUGCGUCCUCACUUCAGAAACUCUCCUAGCACAGAGAAGAUUGCAUCUGUUAUUUACACAAUUGUGACUCCAAUGCUAAAUCCCAUCAUCUAUAGCAUAAGAAAUAAAGAUAUCAAAAUUACCACUGAACAAGCAGUCAUAAAAUUAUUCCAUACCUUACAUAGAUAA
Molecule: messenger RNA, 807 nt
Organism: Xenopus laevis (African clawed frog)
Lineage: Eukaryota; Metazoa; Chordata; Amphibia; Anura; Pipidae
Product: olfactory receptor 5B21
Exons: 1
Coding region: 1-807 (268 amino acids)
Source: RefSeq, a predicted model, not a curated record